This is a messenger RNA of Physella acuta, 4571 nucleotides long. RefSeq names its product importin-5. Gene Ontology annotation, biological process: protein import into nucleus. The record is from RefSeq and is a predicted model, not a curated record. Gene Ontology annotation, molecular function: protein binding. Lineage: Eukaryota; Metazoa; Mollusca; Gastropoda; Physidae.
GCAACAUUAUACACAUUCGAAGAUGGCGGGUCAUCAAGAUUUUCAGGCACUCCUUUUGAGUCUUAUGAGUUCAGACAAUGAUGCCAGAACUCAGGCUGAGCAAACAUAUGAUAAUGUUGCGGUGGCUGAUAAAUUGGUCUGCCUCAUGCAAGCCAUCAGAAAUGUGGAUAUUGGACCUGAACAAAGAUCACUGGCUGCUGUUCUCUUACGACGACUUUUCACCAGCAAUUUUGAGACCCUCUGGCAACAGAUAACACCUGAUAUACAGAAUGCACUUAAACAAGAAUUGAUGGCUGCUGUGCAUCAAGAAAGUGUUCCAGCUAUUCGUAAAAAGAUUUCUGAUGCUUUUUCUGAACUUGCAAGAAAUUUAAUAGAUGAUGAUAACAACAUGCAUUGGCCUGAGGCUUUGAAGUUUUUGUUUGAAUGUGCAACAUCAGAUAAUCCAGUGCUGAAGGAGAGUGCCCUCCAUAUUUUAACGGCAGUGCCAGGCAUAUUUGGGAAUCAACAAGCACAGUACCUAGAAGUUAUCAAGGAAAUGCUGGGUGCUGCUUUAAUGGACAGAACACACCCUCAAGUGUGUUUUGAAGCUGUAAAAGCUACCACUGCAUUUAUUGUGCACAAUGACAAAGAACUUGGUCUUCUCAAUCAUUUCAAAGACCUCUUGCCCAUGCUUAUUCAGGGUAUUGCGGACAGUGUAACAGCCCAAGAAGACGACAGCUUACUCAAAUGCCUAAUUGAACUGUCUGAGACUGUUCCAAAGUUCCUGCGUAGUCAGCUGGAAACUGUAUUUGAGCUCUGCUUACGAAUUGUCUCUGAUGCAAAUCUAGAUGAUACUUGGAGACAACUUGCACUAGAGGUGAUAGUCACUAUGUCUGAAACUGCACCUGCUAUGGUUAGGAAAUAUGCUAAAUUCAUUCCACUUCUGGUACAACAGGUUUUAGCGUUAAUGGUUGAUUUAGAAGAUGAUCCUGAAUGGUCAUUACAGGACAUAGAAGAAGAUGACGAUACAGAUUCGAACCCCAUAGCAGGUGAAGCAGCUCUAGACAGGUUGGCUUGUGCUUUAGGAGGCAAGACCAUGCUGCCUCACAUUAUAUCCAACAUCUCUCACAUGUUACAACAUGCUGACUGGAAAUAUCGUUAUGCUGGACUAAUGGCAGUGUCUGCUUGUGGGGAAGGCUGUCACUCCCAUAUGGAACAAAUGUUGGGCAACAUUGUUGAUGCUGUCUUACCUUUUGCUGUAGACCCACACCCACGUGUUCGCUAUGCUGCAUGCAAUGCUCUCGGUCAGUUAUGCACAGACUUUGGCCCUAACUGUCAAAAGAAAUUUCACAACAAGAUUGUUCCAGCCCUGUUGGGGAUACUUGAUGACAAAGACAACCCCAGGGUCCAGGCCCAUGGUGCCGCUGCUCUAGUCAACUUCAGUGAAGAAUGUCCCAAACACACACUUGUCCAGUACCUAGACACUAUCAUUCUCAAAUUGGAGCAGGUGCUGACCAGUAAAUUAAAUGAGCACAUCCAAAAAGGCAGUAAGUUGGUGCUGGAACAGGUGAUUACUACAUUAGCAUCAGUGGCUGACACCGCACAAGAUAGAUUCCUACAGUACUACGACAGGUUCAUGCCCUGUUUGAAGUUCAUAAUGGAGCAGGUGCAGCGCCCAGACCACCGUCUCCUGAGAGGAAAGACUAUUGAGUGUAUUAGUUUAAUAGGUCUGGCUGUCGGCAAGGAAAAGUUCAUGCAGGAUUGUAAUGAUGUCAUGCAACUGUUACUGAAAGCACAAACAAAUGAAGAGGAAAUGGCAGAUGAUGAUCCACAGAUAACAUACAUGAUUUCGGCCUGGGCGAGGAUGUGUAAGAUCUUAGGUAAAGAGUUUGAACAGUACCUUCCCUUGGUAAUGGGCCCAGUCUUGAAGGCUGCAUCUCUAAAACCAGAGGUGGCUGUGAUAGAUAGUGAGGACAUGAAAGAAAUGGAGAACAGCUCAGAAUGGCAGUUUGUUAACCUUGGAGACCAGCAAAAUUUUGGCAUCUGUACGGCGGGUCUAGAGGAGAAGGCAACGGCUUGCCAGAUGUUGGUUUGUUAUGCCCGUGAGCUGAAAGAGGGAUUUGCUGCUUAUUCAGAGGAGGUGGUGAAACUGAUGGUUCCACUCCUUAAAUUUUAUUUUAAUGACAAUGUAAGAAUAGCAGCAACAGAGAGCCUGCCGUAUUUAUUAGACUGUGCCAAGAUCCGCGGAGAGGAAUAUGUUGCAAACAUGUGGGGCACAUACAUUUGUCCUAACCUGCUCAAGGCUAUAGAGAUAGAGCCAGAACAAGCAGUGCUGCCAGAAUAUUUGGCAUCACUUGCUAAGUGCAUUGACACCCUGGGCAAGGGCUGUUUUAACGAACAAGAUAUGGCAACUCUUGUGACAAUAUUAGACAAAUUGUUGAAAGAACAUUUUCUUAGACAUGUUCAGAGGCAAGAAAAAAGGAAAGACGAAGACUAUGAUGAUAUUGUUGAGGAAAGUUUAAUGGAUGAGGAUGAUGAAGAUGCAUACAUCUUGAGUAAAAUAGCUGAUAUUCUCCACUCAUUUUUUGGAACCCACAAAGAGUCUUUUCUACCUGUGUUUGAACAGAUCCUCUCAUACUUUGUCAAACUUUUGUCAGCAGACCGGCCGUGGCCAGACAGACAGUGGGCAAUCUGUGUUUGGGAUGAUGUCAUAGAACACACAGGACCAAUUUCUUACAAAUACAGGGAAUAUUUCUUGGAAUAUAUGAUUGAAGCAAUAACAGAUAAAACUCCAGAGGUUCGUCAAGCAGCAGCUUAUGGUGUUGGAGUGAUUGGCCAGUUUGGAGGAGAAACAUAUGCAGAUGUUUGUGCAGAAUGCAUUCCCCGUUUGGUGAGUGUCAUAGAGCAUGAAGAUUCCAAGCAAGUGGAAAAUAUUCCAGCCACAGACAACGCCAUCUCAGCUGUUGUGAAGAUAUGCCAGUAUAAUGGGUCAAAGGUCAAUGUAGAUGAACUGCUGUACAGGCUGGUCUCAUGGCUACCCAUUCUCAUGGAUGAGGAAGAAGCUGUUCAUGUUUAUACCUAUUUCUGUGAUCUACUGGACAAAAACCAUCCAGGGAUUAUGGGUGAAAAUGCUGCCAAUCUCCCGAAAGUGCUCAGCAUAGUAGGAGAGACAUUACAUCGGGAGCUUAUACAGGAAGAUACUCCGCUUUACUUGAGGCUUGUCAAUAUUGUUAAACAAGUGCAGUCAAAUCCAGAUAUUUUCCAAGAGUGUGUGUCACAGUUGUCAGAGAACCAGAAACAGGCAUUGGGAGAAGCAUUGCGUGGGUAAUCAGAUGAUCUGAAUGCAGACUGGGAAAUCUCAAGAAACUACAGAGUUUUGUUUUUAAGCCCUAUUUUAGUGUACAAAUUUUAACUUGUCCUUUUAAAUAUAUCUUCAGUGAAUUGUAAAUAAAAUCCAGUUGCUCUGCACUGAAGUUAGUGGAUGUUUUACUUAGGAUGUUAGAACAUUUUAACAAUAACAAAAACAGCCAGAGUAAACUAAAGAUCAAUAAUUAAAGUUGUAUCCUCUAAAAGAUUUUGAUUGUUUAGGGCAGACCAUAGACUUCCAGGUCCUAGGCUAAUGUCUCUAACAGUCUGCAGUGAUAAUUGGGGAAGUGUGGGCUGACUAAUUGGAAACACUGCUAGUACUAUGCAUAACUAAAUACAAAGGGUUGGUAAGGGGGAGAAUUCAGGCAUAUUUUAAUAUUUGUUUUAUUUAAGUGCUGGUAAAUCUUAUAAGAGCUUAAACUUUUUUUAUAUUAUUUAACAGCCUAUUUUAUUUUUCCUUCACUUCACUAACCACCCUCCCCCACCAUAAAGCUAAAAUUUUCCCCUGCCUCCCCCUCCCACGCAUUACGAACUCCCGCCAUGCCAUGUUCUAUAGAAGGACUGCAUAUUCUUUUAUAGCUCACUAUGUAAGGUCCAACAUUUUUUAGUUUUUUUUUUAGAAUAAAAUGUAAUUUAUAAAGAAUUAUUGUCAAAGCUGGUUGCAUAAUGUUGGUGUCACUUUUCACUGUAAAGAAUUGCCGGUGUCAUGUUAGUGAAGUGCAAUAUAGUAGAUGGUGAUACAAGAGGGGUGGUCAACUAACCACUGGACCUUAUGAAAUGGGUUUAUCUCUGGUAGGACCCCAUGUCUGGCAUGAUUCUGUAGCAAGUCAAUGAGAAACACUGGUUGAAACAGCUGAUAUUAAUAUAUAUAUGCUGUUUUCAGUUACCUAACCCAUGACUAUAAUAGUCUAUAAAGUUUAAAUUUGACAGUUGUAAAUUGACCCAGGUGUGUUGAUUGAAAAACACCUGAUGUAUGACAAACCAUUUGUUUUAGUAAGUGGCGAGCUUAAAGUUUUUUGAAAUGUGAUAACAUUGUUGACAUGAUAUACACAGGUUAAGGUAGAAACAAAUUGUGGUGUGGGCAUUGUACAUGUAGCCUGUACAUUGUGUGUACAUAGGGAGUUGGUACAGAAGCUGCCUUGUUUUUAAAUUGAGAUGUAAGAAUUUUUGUGUACAAAACUUUCUUUGACAUGACUAACAUUGAUUAAAGUGCAUUUAAAAAUAAC